Molecule: messenger RNA, 1870 nt
Organism: Eucalyptus grandis
Lineage: Eukaryota; Viridiplantae; Streptophyta; Magnoliopsida; Myrtales; Myrtaceae
Product: aspartyl protease family protein At5g10770
Exons: 3
Coding region: 80-1531 (483 amino acids)
Biological process (GO): proteolysis
Molecular function (GO): aspartic-type endopeptidase activity
Source: RefSeq, a predicted model, not a curated record
CAUCUCAUCAGAAUCUGUGCUUAGAACUGGGGUAAGAGAGAGCAGCACGACAGAGAGAGAGAGAGCGAGCGAAAGAAAGAUGGCGACUGCGCCGCAUCAUUCGAUGUCCAUUAUUUUUCUGUUUUGCGUGGUUGUGCUGAGCUCUCUUUUUCUCGGCUGCAUCUGCUCUUCUCUCGACGACGUUCAUCACACCAUUCAAGUCAGCUCUCUCCUGCCAGAGUCUUCUUGCAAAUCCUCCCUCACCCCUCAACAAGAUGAUGACAAAAGAUCAAAGCUCAGAGUGGUCCACAAGCAUGGCCCUUGCAACCAACUGGUUCAGGACAGAGCAAAUGCACCAACCCAUGAGCAAAUCCUCCUCCGAGAUCAAUCAAGGGUCAAGUCCAUUCAAUCAAGGUUCUCCAAAACCACUAGUACCAUUACCAGCGACACCAAUCGCGUGAGGGACUCGAAGGCUAAUCUUCCAGCGCUAUCGGGCAGCACAGUCGGCGCGGGCAAUUACAUAGUGACCGUGGGCCUCGGCACGCCGAAGAAGGACCUGUCCCUCAUUUUCGACACGGGUAGUGACCUCACUUGGACCCAGUGCGAGCCGUGCGUGAAAUACUGCUACAAGCAAAAAGAGCCGACUUUUAACCCUUCACUGUCCGCAUCCUAUACCAACAUCUCUUGUUCCUCCUCACUCUGCUCUGCCCUCAUUUCUGCCACAGGAAACACUCCGGGGUGCACAUCGUCGACGUGUGUCUACGGCAUACAGUAUGGAGACUCCUCGUUCUCAGUUGGGUUCUUCGGAAAAGAGAAAUUGACAUUGACGUCCACGGAGGCAUUUGACAAUUUUUUAUUUGGUUGUGGCCAGAACAACCAAGGCCUCUUCGGCGGGGCUGCAGGGCUGCUUGGACUCGGCCGAGACAAACUUUCUUUAGUGCAACAAACCGCGAGCAAGUACGGCAAGUAUUUUUCGUAUUGCCUACCAUCGUCAUCUAGCUCCACCGGACACUUGACCUUUGGCAGAGGCAGUGGAGCAUCUAGUUCCGUAAAAUUCACGCCCUUGGCUACAAUCUCGCAAGGUGAUAAUUUUUAUGGCAUCAACAUAGAAGGAAUAAGUGUAGGCGGGACUAAACUGCCGAUCUCCUCAAGUAUUUUCUCGAAUGCCCCCGGGAUCAUAGACUCGGGCACUGUGAUCACUCGCUUGCCACCCACUGCAUAUAGCGCACUCUCUAGCGCUUUCAAGAAAUUGAUGACAAGAUAUCCAACGGCACCUGCUCUUUCGAUCCUAGACACCUGCUAUGACCUUAGCAAGUAUAAGUCGGCGACAAUACCGAAAGUCAGCUUCCUUUUUAGCGGUGGAACCAAUGUUGACUUGGACCCUUCAGGAAUAUUGUAUGCUGCGAGUGCGUCGCAGGUCUGCCUGGCAUUUGCUGGAAAUGGGGAUGAUACGGACGUUCUGAUAUAUGGGAAUGUGCAGCAGCAGAGUUUUGAGGUGGUGUAUGAUGUCGCUGGAUUGAAGCUUGGGUUUGGUCCAAAGGGUUGUGCCUAAAGACCAGUUAGUGAUGGGGAAAAUCCCUGCACUAGCUCUUGAUGUUUACUGAUACUUACAACGUUAGUAGAGUAAGGUUUUAGAAUAAUGACCCGCAUGCCAAAAGGAAGCGGUGUAUAGAUUGUUGUCGUGAGCUUGGAAUCUGGUUUGGCUUUCAUAUAUAUAUGUAGGUGCAGUCAAGACUCUAUAGUGAAAAGGCAAAUUAAAGAAAAUGAGCGAUAGGAAGACACUGUUACAAUCAAUUUGAUCGCUAUGUAAGACACUGUUAUUCAUCAUUAUGAUGAGCCACACAGCUUUGAGAUUUUACAUAAAUCAGGAAGCUGGAGCUUUGUGCUAUCA